This is a messenger RNA of Cryphonectria parasitica EP155, 549 nucleotides long. RefSeq lists its product as uncharacterized. The coding region runs from base 1 to 549 and encodes 182 amino acids. The transcript has 5 exons. Lineage: Eukaryota; Fungi; Ascomycota; Sordariomycetes; Diaporthales; Cryphonectriaceae. The record is from RefSeq and is a predicted model, not a curated record.
AUGCCCGAAGAGAAGGCAACACCUGAGCAGCUGCCUGCAGCACAGCCUGCACAGUCUUCCUUUUCUGAUAUCCAGCGACCAAACCGACGAAACCGCGCCGACGCCCAAACUGGUACCAAGCAGGCACUGACAAUGGUCUCCCCUGUUGUCUUCACCAGACCCACUGGUGAGAGGCUUGAGGUUUACCCAUCAUCAGAUCAGCAACUUGAUCGCUUGAUACGCAACUUCCUGCGUCCGCAAGAAACUUUCAUUCCACAAGGCGCUUCCCGCCCUUCCAUCCACACUCCAUCAACGAUUGAAUAUCCACCCCAAACUAGCAACUGCCAGAAAGUCUGCAAGAAGAAAAGUGGUACCAAGAGACGUGGAAAAAAGAAGUUUCAGCAAACGACUGUGCAGCAGGCCAUCCAACAGUCUCUGCACAACAUGAUUGAAAGGGAGGAAAACAAUCUGUCCACGUGCAAGCUCUACCCCAUAUUCGCCUCGUAUGUCAAAAAUCUCUGUAAUCCACCAUUGCUCCAGAAUCCCCAUGUGCUCAUAGAAAGACCGUGA